Botrytis byssoidea is the source of this 1861-nucleotide messenger RNA. RefSeq lists its product as uncharacterized. Lineage: Eukaryota; Fungi; Ascomycota; Leotiomycetes; Helotiales; Sclerotiniaceae. The record is from RefSeq and is a predicted model, not a curated record. The coding region runs from base 344 to 1231 and encodes 295 amino acids. The transcript has 3 exons.
UGAUCAGCAGUUACUUCUUGCCUCCCACGCAAUGUACAUAUAAAAUGAAAUCCCCCUCUUUCCCCAAUGAAUUCUUGCCUCCUCUUACAUCAACGUACAUAUCACUUUCCAAUAGACAUAUUAACAUAACAAAGCGCAUAGUCGCAUCAAACCUUACUGUCUGUCUGUCGUUAAUUUUCAAAGUAAACAAAAACAUCAAUCAUCUACACAAUCGUUUGGUCCCACACUCAACACUUACUACAAUACCUAGUACUCUUGGAACUCAACACCGCUAUCUAGUGGAUGAAAGUUUUGGUUACAACGAUAAUCAAUCCAUAACAUACUGAAUCAAAGAUCAAAAACAAUGAAGUCGUUCGUUACCAUUAGUGCAGCAAUUGCUGCUCUCGCUGGUAUAAGCAGUGCUCAAGUUACCUAUAACUCGACUACUGGAACCUUCUCGUGCCCAAUUGCCAAUGGUGCUUACUGCGCAAGUUCAUCUCUCGGUGGUCCUAUCAUCAUUCGAUGUACAAAUGGCAUUGGUCAACCAGGGAACUGUGAUGACAACCUUGCCGGAUACUUCCCUUAUGGUGUGAACUACUCACCAUGUUGGGAGACUAGUGAGAAGAGUGGUGAUGCUGCUUGCUCUAAGAACUGUAUCGUCCAAGGUGCCUCCGGUAACUUCAACGGCACAUUCACCCUUCCCAACUGCACACCCAUUCCAAAUCCUUCCGCUACCCCAUCUCUCAACGCUUCAACAACUACAACAUCGACCGGUACAUCAACGAUCAUCGAGGGUUCAAAAACCGAACUCAUAACCUACACCACAACCUUCUGUCCUACAUCUACCCCAGUAGUUCUCCCAUCUAUCACAUCUCCCACUGUCUCAACUUCUAUCGUGAUUCCUCCUUUAAUCACAGCGCCUACUGUCUCUACAACUCCUGUUAUCGACCCGUCAUCGGGUCUUACCACUGUCAUCUUUUCAUCCGGUACCGCUGUCAGUACCGCUGUCGGAACUGGUGGCUCGGGAGGAGGCUCGGGUGGUGGAUCUGGCGGUGGAUCUGGGGCUGGUAGCUCUGGAGUUCACAAUGGUACAACUGGUGGAUCGGGUGCUGGCGGAAGCGCAACUGCUACACCCGUUGGACCAACUAAAACUGCUACCGGAACUGGUGCACCUGAAUAUACAGGUGCUGCUAAUAUCCUCAGUGCAGGUGGUCUCGCAGCAGCGGGUGCUGUGCUUGCUUGGUUUCUUUAAGUGCUCUUAUGUUUGAGAAAAAGGAAUGAAAUGUGGAUGCGGAGGAGACAAGGGAUGAAGAUAUGAUACAUUCCUUACUCCUGAUGAUGGUAUUUAUGAAGAUGAUGGAGGACUUUUUGGCGAUUUUCUUACACAGUUUUGGAAGAUGGUUUUGGACGACAUACAUACACACCCACGACGGAUACGCAUGAUAUAUUAUGACUUUACGAGUCGACGACUCUCCUUAAUGAUAAUUUCUAUGGAUGAUGGAUUGAUAAUGGAUGUUCAAUUUUUGGUAGCAGGUUAUACGAGAAUAAGAAGGUUUAACGAUUUGAGUGGGUAUUCUCUUAAUUUAAGGGGAAUGAGAAUGAGAACUGGUGGGAGUAAAGUAGGAGUACGAAUGGAUAUGAUAUUUGAAUGAAUGCCGUUGAAGGAAGGGAGAUGAAAUGUUAUUGGAGAUUGAGGAGGCGGUAUAGUUUAACAACUCAAUGAUAUGACAUUACAAUGAAAAGUGGAUGAAAUCUAUUUGUGCAGAGAGAGGGUUAAAAAGUCACCUUUCUAUUCUUUUGAUUAUCUGCUUUUGGCUUGUAUGGAUAUAGUAUUAGGAGAGAACCUGUCUUACUCAUUAUAUUGUAAUCUUACUGCUAAAAC